This is a messenger RNA of Colletotrichum acutatum, 2595 nucleotides long. RefSeq lists its product as uncharacterized. Bases 127 to 2346 code for a protein of 739 amino acids. Gene Ontology annotation, biological process: regulation of DNA-templated transcription; DNA-templated transcription. Gene Ontology annotation, molecular function: DNA binding; DNA-binding transcription factor activity, RNA polymerase II-specific; zinc ion binding. The transcript has 10 exons. Lineage: Eukaryota; Fungi; Ascomycota; Sordariomycetes; Glomerellales; Glomerellaceae. The record is from RefSeq and is a predicted model, not a curated record.
CCGUCCCCUUGCGAACCACAUCCUCGCAUACUUACAGACCUCGUCUCCGACCUACUCGUCUCCGUUUCUCGGUGUUGUUUGGCUUCUCAGCCUGCAUUUUCACCUCAUCCUCUGCGAGCCGAGACGAUGACUGCUGAUAAGCCCGCGCCCAGUCCCAGUGCUGGAUCCCGAACCCACAAGUCGUGCGAUGCUUGCAAGUCACGCAAAGUCCGAUGUCCUAGUAACGGUCCGCCUGGACCUUGCGCGAAUUGUAUCCGUCGGAAAGAAGAUUGUCGCUUCAGUGUAAAAAGGCUAGCCCACAGGCGCAACGUUGCCGGACAGCUUCUUCCAACAAAUUACUCACCGUCGAGUAAUCGACCACCCAGUCUCCCAGACGCCAAAGCCGUGCUGGACCUGUCAACAUCAGAUGGAGAGACCAAACCAUUAGUUCUCCCGGAUCGCACGUCGCCAAAAUCGCCUCCCCACCGCAUCCAAGAACUCCACGUCGAUCGCGUCCUAGCACGAGCACAGAGACCAAAGACGUCAGGCACUGGAAGAGGCCAGGAGGAAACCAUGUUUGUACCACGCAAUGGCAUUUUUGGGGGCCGGAACAGCCUCACGUUCUUCUCCGACAAUAGGCUACUGUCUCUAUCGACGCGCCUCCAAAACCAAAAGGUGAACGAGCUCGUUGGACGAAUUUCCGUCAUUGUCAAUGGACGGCUUCGUCGCACCGACCCGACAACUACGAAUUCCCGAAGGACGCAACCUCCCGACAUGUGUACCGACAGAGCGCGUGCCGCCUUGUACAUCCGCCUCUACUUUGAGCGAGUGCACCCCAUGUUCCCGUUCCUUGACCGCACGACUUUCGAGACUACAGUGUCAAGUCCCAACUUCCCCAAUCUCCUCGAACGCAGCAAGCCGUGGUGUUGUCUCUACCAUAGCGUCCUUGCUUUAGGGUCCCAGUAUGCUGAUGGCGGGACAUUCGAGCCUGGUAAGGGCGAGUCGUGGCGGCUGUUCUCUGUCAGCUUGAGUGGCUUCUCGGAGCUCCUGCUGCUUCCCGAUUCUCUCACCACCUUGCAGGCAUUGACGGCGAUGUCUGUCUAUGGCUUAGGGAUCUCGGGCUUGGCUGUCGAACCUGUUAUCAUGUCAGAGGCGGCAAGACGGGCUCAGAUGAUGUCCAGUCAUAGCUUUACUGGUCCAACGGCUCACGCUUAUCAGAAGUCCUUCUGGAUUCUCUAUGCGGUUGAGAAAAUCACCAGCUUCCAUUUCGGGAGAAGUUCCGGAUUCGUCGAUAGUGACAUAUCCUGUCCCAUUCCCGUCGUUCCCGAAGCAACAUCGGGAGACUUUAGCUGGUUCCUGCACCUAGUGCGCUUCGCUCGCCUCCUUUCUCGAGCAUAUACAUCGCUCUUCUCGGUCGGCGUGUCGGGUAAUUCCGACUCAUAUUACCUCGACGUGAUUGAUCAACUGAAUGGUGAACUCGAGGAGUGGAGAGCAUCUCUGCCUGACAAUGGCUUCCGCCCGGGCGGGAUUUUACGCCCUCAGACUGUAUCUGGUCCCAAUGCGCGAUCGCUGGCCCUCAUCCUCCAUUAUCUCUACUACAGCAUGCUACUGACUCUCGCGAGAACUACGCUGUGUUAUCUGCCUGUUCCUGAGACGUCGGCGGUGACGGCGACAAAGGACGACAAGAUGAAGACCAUUUUGAAUGCAUCGAGGGCCAUUUUGGAGUUGACUACGAUGAUUGAGGUUGAGCCAUACACAGUCACAUGGGUCCUUGCGGGAAUCCCCAUUACAGCACUUUUCGUCUUAUUUGACCUAGUCAUUCAUGAUCCUCGGCAGCCAGAUACAGGUACCAACCUGGCCCUGCUCGACAUGGUUGCUGGUCACUUCAGCCGGAUCGAAUAUGCUAGCGGCGGCACCGUGCCCGGUUCUUUGAUAGCCGAGUUCGCCAAGAUUGCGCGGGACUAUGUCAACGAGAUUCAGCAUGCCGAGGCUGGGUUGACAAAUCCUGCGAGACCACACGCACCCACGAAUGCUUCCGCGAUGCAAAUGGUACCGCAAUCGGCAGAGCUCGAUGCCGGGAAUAGCAAACAAGCGGCUGGGCCAACACAAAUGUCUCUAGACCUUUCCGAUACUAUGCCGAGGGAGGCCAUGAUGUCUGGUCCGAUGCAGCAACCAGGAUACACCGACUUUGCGUUCGACAGCGGGAUGGGCCAGGUAUCUCCCAGCGCGCUUAUGGGAACCGACGUGAUGGGAAUCUUUAAUUAUUUCCUGCCCGAUCUGGACCCUAUGUUUUACCAGGGUAUGACGCAGGAGUACGAUCUGCUACCACAGCAGCAUGGGGGGACCGUCCAGAGCAUGGAGAAGUGAGAUGAUGCGGACGGGGUCCAAUUCUUAAUUUCCGUCCGUUUACCAGACCGCAUGCAGCGUGACAUAACCUUAUUUUUGGAGCUAUAAUAAUGCGUGCCCCCAACGGAUACUAGCAGAUACCUUAGUUGCUACGUCCGGCAGUCGACAUCGUUGCUAGGCAUAAUGACGAAAUGCUUAUGAAGAACAAAAUCGAACGUUCGCUGGACCAUCCCUCCAGGAUGGAAAAGCAGGUAAGACGGCGUGUGUGUG